AGCCCGAUCCCGUGCCCCUGAGUCCACUGCUCUGUUUUGGGAUUGGGGCUUGUUAUUAAAAGUUGCAAACACCAUUUCCCGAGAGCAAGGACUUUCAUUUCUCCGUUACCUCUUUCGGACUUUUGGACAGCGGUGGCGCUUUCACUUUCCAAACGUCACGAUUGUUUCCUGGAGGCUGCGUUUCGAUUCCGCAGCCCCAGCAGGUUCAGUGUCGCCAGUCACUGCGGCGACUAUGAAUGUGCGAUGCAGCUUCGAGAUGGCCCACUCACUGGGAUCGGCUCUGUACAGGGAAUGGGCUAAAAAGAUCUUUGCAAUCGAGUGCAGCAACAACUCUGAGCCGCUUUAUUUUGCUCUAAACCCGACCUCCGAGGGGCCCUGGGAUGAGAAUUCCCGUUUGCAUCAACUCCUGAGCCGCGGUCAAACGUACUCGGUUUGCAUCGCCUCUGAAAACAGGAUUCAGGGUGCAGAAUCAUACGUCCAUCUGCGAGAUAAACUGACCAGGCUGCCCGAAAGAUGUCGCGUUAUGGAAAUGAUGGCGUUUUCCCCAAACAAGCAGGGAUCCUUGAUCAAGGGAUUUUUGGUCCAAGACGAUCAAAAUUUUAAAGAGACAGAGCGUCUAUUGCAGGAUCUGGUCCGUGCAAAUAGGCAGACAACUCUCUGCAGCUACACGGGAGAUGAUGGGGGCAGAAUAUGGCAGGGACUGAGGCUGGUCACUGAUGGGCAGGAGAGAGAGAUCUUCAGAAACUGUAUCUCACUGGCUGAAAAACCAGAGCUCCAUCCCUCUGUGUUAAACAUAAAAAAUUCCGUUAUAUUCUGCAAAUAUGAAGAUGCUUAUGGCGUUUUAGAAGAGUGUGUAGAUAUGAUUCCCAAAGCCAAGGAUGUUCUGCAAUUAGUGGAUCAGUGCGACAGGACUUGUAGAAAGGGUCCAUUUCCAGUAAUUGUGAUAGAAGGACUUGAUGCAACAGGAAAAAGUACUUUGACUGAGGCUUUAAGAAACUCUAUUCAAGCAACACUUUUGAAGUCCCCGCCGGACUGCAUUGGCCACUUGAGAAAAACGUUUGACGCAAAGUCACCUCCCAUUCGACGGGCUUUUUAUGCUUUGGGCAAUUACAUUACUGCUUCCACCAUAGCAAAUGUAUCUGAAAAGUCUCCAGUAAUUGUGGAUCGAUUCUGGCAUAGCACUGCGGCGUAUGCAAUUGCAACAGAAGUCAGUGGAAAGGUGGAGAACCUGCCACCCCCACACCAUGAAUUGUACCAGUGGCCCCAAGAUCUAGUUCAACCAGAUUUGGUGCUGUUGCUCACAGUCGAUGCAGAGGAGAGAGUCCGUCGCUUAGAACGAAGAGGAGAGAUGAGAACAAAGGAAGAAAUCGAGCUGGAAGCAAACAGUUUAUUUCGACAGAAGGUGGAAGCAACUUACAGAAGGAUGGAGAACCCAGCUUGUGUUGUAGUUGAUGCCGGUGCUUCAAAGGAAGAGGUCCUUCAAAACGUUCUUCUCCUAAUUGAUAAACACUGUGACAAUGAACAAACUUGACUUCGUAUAUUGGUGAAUUUGAGCUUCAAUCAUUUAGUACUGAAAUACCUUUCAUGCCUUUAUUUAAUACACUGUAACUGGGCACCAAGUAUUCAUGAACAGAUAUCAUUAACCUAUUUCUUUUGCUUUGGGUAUGUAAAUGAGCCAUGCGCUAAUUUCGCUCUGAUGAAAUAAUCAGCAAGCAAUGAUGUGAUCAGCUGAUGUGAUUUGCAUCAUCAAGCUGUGUAUUUUUAAACUACUAAAAAGAGAUAUACAGGGCUCUAUUGUUUGUCUUCCCUUAUCCAGUGGCAGAUCACCAGUACCUCCCUACCUGAGAUCCUGGGAUAAAUUUCGACUUCUUCACCUGGGCAUUAACCUGUUCAGUCGGGUCCUACAACAGUCAGUGAUCUGCCCCACUAGGCUGUUGCCCAGAGAGUGGAAUUGAAAUCAUCUCUUAACACUUCAAAUGUAAAUUAAUGGAAGUGGUGGAAUUGUUAUAAUCAGUAAUCUAAACGGCCAUAGAGUGAGAUCAAGUACUAUGCUCCAAUCAGUACAGUGAAAGGUAGAUGUCCCUGAGAAUCCAGAUUGAUUGGACAGUUAUUUUGGAGCAGAAGAAAGUAGCUGCUUAGCUCAGGCUAUGUUUCCACUGGCCAGCCUCAUGAGUUAUUCCAAGCUGCAAACUUUCCCCUGAAUAAAACCAAUCACUUUUGGUGCAGGUUAAAAGUCGCUCCAAGGCAAAGUAGUUUGAACUUGAAUUGUGUAGUGUCAGCUGUAGUUCAGUUGGUAACAUUCUUGUCUCUGAGUUGUAAGGGUCUGAAUUCAAGUCCCACUCCAGUGUUUGAACAUUGGGAGGGUGUUAGAGGUCCUCCCUUUUUAAUAAGACAUUGUACAAAGGCCCCCUUCUGCCUGCUUGGGUAGAUGCAAAAGAUUCCAUGACAAAAUUUCAAAAAAGAGCCAGGUAGUUAUUCCCGGUGUUCUGGCCAAUAUUUAUCCUCAAUCAACAUCACAAAAGCAGAUUAUCUGGUCAUUAUUACAUUGCUGUUUGUGAGCGUUUGCUCUCGCAAAUUGGCUGCUGCAUUUCCUACAUUACAAUAGUGACUGCAAUUUGAAAGUACUUCAUUGGCUGGAAAGCACUUUGAGAUGUUUGGUGGUUCUGAAAAACGUGAUAUAAAGGAAAGUCCUUCUUCAUACAAAACACUGAUGUAAAUUUGUUACAGCAAAGUGCCUUGCCAACAUAAUUAUCCACUCUUAUCUGGUUAUCAUACUGGUGAUGUGAAGGAUGGGAUGGUCUUUUAAACCCCGUUUAGAAUUAUAUUAUAUAUUAUAUAGAAUUUUUCAGAUUCUAGAAAUUGCAUCAUGUUUCAUCCUGGUCAACCAUUUGACAACCCUUGAUUGAUAUGUAAUGCCUUAACCUGUUCUGCUGUAAACAAUAUAUAUAUAUAUAUAUAAACAUAUAUAUUAUAUAUAUAUAGAAUAUAUGCGAUUUCAAUUUAUUGAACACUUCUGUUAUGUGUAAUCAUCUUGUAGUUUGGUUAUAACUCUGUAAUGAAUAAACUUAAAAUACACAAAGUAAGGUUAUAUGGGUUUAUCAUUGAUAUUUUAUGGAAAGAUCUGAAAUUAAAAUAAGUAUUUAAUCUA
This is a messenger RNA of Carcharodon carcharias (great white shark), 3148 nucleotides long. It is a transcript of the gene cmpk2, whose product is annotated as cytidine monophosphate (UMP-CMP) kinase 2, mitochondrial. The transcript has 5 exons. The record is from RefSeq and is a predicted model, not a curated record. Gene Ontology annotation, molecular function: dTMP kinase activity; ATP binding. Lineage: Eukaryota; Metazoa; Chordata; Chondrichthyes; Lamniformes; Lamnidae. Gene Ontology annotation, biological process: dTDP biosynthetic process; dUDP biosynthetic process; dTTP biosynthetic process. The coding region runs from base 233 to 1531 and encodes 432 amino acids. Gene Ontology annotation, cellular component: mitochondrion; cytoplasm.